AUUCUCAAAGUUCCUGACACCCCAGUGGAAGUCCUUGUGGAUCUCUUAACAAAAGCUAAUGAGAUAGCCAAAACAAGUGAUAAUGUGCCAGAAGGGUUGACUCGUCACUUGCAGAAGGCCUUGGACAUAGCAAGUGGCCUGGAUGACUACCUGGAAAAAAUGACCACACAGGAGAGUAAACCUCUGGCAGAACUCUAUGAGAAAACAAUUUCCCAUGACUGGGAACAAGUGCACAAGGAGGGCAAAACCAUAUUCAAGCUUCCCAAAGAGUGCAUCACUGGACAUGUUGAAGGCCAGACCCUCAAGAUGCUGAUUCACAUGAGUCAAGCUAAGAGGGUUCUGGAGAUUGGGAUGUUCACAGGCUAUGGUGCACUGUCAAUGGCCGAAGGUCUUCCUGAAGAUGGCUGCUUAGUUGCCUGUGAGUUAGAGCCGUACCUCAAAGACUUUGCCCAGCCAAUUUUUGACAAGUCUCCACACGGAAGAAAGAUUAAUGUCCAUACUGGACCUGCCAUGGACACCUUAAAGGAAUUGGCUGCUGCAGGGGAGCAGUUUGACAUGGUGUUCAUCGACGCGGACAAGAAUAAUUAUAUUAACUAUUACAACUUUAUUUUGGACAACAACCUGCUGAGAUUGGGAGGGAUCAUAUGUGUUGAUAACUCACUGUUCAAAGCUAAAGUUUAUCUAAAAGACUCCACAGAUGACAAUGCACUGGCUCUUAGAGAAUUUAACCAGUUUGUCUGUGAUGAUCCCCGCGUGGAGCAGGUCAUAAUCCCUCUAAGAGAUGGGAUCAGUUUGAUCCGUCGGGUAUCUGCUGUUUUGGAAAGCUCAGUGACCCAGAGUAAAAUAACAGAUGACGAAGUUUUCCGCGGGGUCAAAGGACGCUCCAUCCUCGAUCGAAUGCGACUUGAUGGAAAGGUGGCCUAUGUAACGGGUGCUGGCCAGGGCAUAGGCCGGGCUUUUGCUCAUGCCCUGGGUGAGGCUGGUGCAAAGGUGGCCAUUAUAGACGCUGACAAAGAUAAAGCUGAGGCAGUUACUAAAGAGCUUUUUCUGAAAGGCAUCAAUGCCAUUUCCAUCACAGCUGACAUUAGCAAACCAGUUGAUGUCCAGAGAAUGGUUGAUAACAUUGUCUCCAGAUGGGGGGCCAUUCACAUUGGCUGUAACAAUGCAGGAAUUAAUUUGAACUCAGCCAGUGAAGACACCAGUCUAGAGGAGUGGGACCAAACCUUUAAUGUUAACCUGAGGGGUACUUUCAUGUGUUGUCAGGCAGCAGGCCGAGUGAUGUUGAAGCAAGGUUAUGGUAAGAUAAUCAACACAGCCUCCAUGGCCAGUCUGAUAGUCCCACAUCCCCAGAAGCAGCUCUCCUACAAUACGUCAAAGGCUGGAGUGGUCAAACUGACUCAGACUCUAGGCACUGAAUGGAUUGAAAGAGGAGUGUGUGUCAACUGCAUUUCACCGGGGAUUGUUGACACCCCUCUCAUCCACUCAGAGAGUUUGAGGCCGCUUGUGCAGCGCUGGCUGUCAGAUAUCCCCGCUGGUAGACUGGCUCAAGUGACAGACCUGCAAGCUGCAGUGGUCUUCUUGGCAUCUGAUGCCUCUGACUACAUGACAGGGCAUAACUUAGUCAUAGAGGGUGGGCAAAGUCUCUGGUAGAUGGGGUAGAUGAAGAGAUGAAAACUUUUAUCCCCUCUUUACUCUCUUAGCAUAAGUCUCUCUUAUAUCUUAGGUUUGAUGUAUAUAAUCUCCUCAAGACACGUUAAACACAGUAUUAAUUAAAGUGGUAAUAUUUAGGUAUGUUAACGUUUGUUUCAUUGUUUGAUAAGAAAUCUGUAAGCUUUCAUUUCUGUGUUGGGUAUGUAGGUUCAGUUUGUUGUGCGCUAUGGCUGGAAAAAUGAUGCCAGUUCUUAUCAAACAGUGGAAAUGUCAUAUGUCAUAAAUAACUCAUUUUCUUAAAGAAAGUGGAGAAAAAAUGUGAACUGAAAAACACAGUUUGUUUUUCUUAAAGCAACCCCUGAUUAUUUUCUCUCUGUUAUUGCUGCAUGUUCUCUAUGCUUUACUUCAUCCUAAAACAAUUAAGAUAAUUGUGGCUUUUAGCAUUGUCUUACAGUAAGACACAAUCUCUCUUAAUUCAUUUUCCAUAUAUAUAAAAAAAAAAAAGAGCUUUAGUUUUUGUUCUUUGCUGGAAAACAACAGGGGUGACAUUUUCGUAUUGAGAAAAAUAAAAGGACAUCUGCUUUUCUUGAGCAUGCAAAACACAUGAAUAGAUCAUACAAUAACUAAAUAAACUGGCACAACUGUGCUUGUUUAUCACACUCUGUACACUGUAUUUUAGGGUUAAAAUAAAUAAUAAGCAUUAUAUAUUUUUUACAGACUACAUGGAAAGUACAACAUACUGGUCCAUUCAAACCACAAAAGGGUAAAAGUGAGAUGUAUUGUGCACUGUCUGCACCUUGACUUACCACUCCCUCUGGUCCAAGACUCUUGUGUACCAUAUGCAGGAUUACAGCAUUCCAGUCUGCCUCUUUCCAGCACUUUCUUGCCAAAUGGCCCCCACAAGUGGUGCUUGUGAGUGCCUUCUUAAUUGCUCCAUUAACUGUUUGUGUGCUGAAAAACAAUACUUAAAGGAGAGGUUAGCCGAGGACGUGACCCCAGCUGCUGCAAUUAUAUGAAAAGUAGUGGCCAAUUAGCUCACUCUGUAAUGUGACACUGUUGGUGUUUAUGUGAGCAACUUCAACUUCUCACUGUUAGUGACUGUUCUCUGAUUUACAUAAUUGGGGGAUUGGUCAUUAAUGGGAAUGGCGUGUGAGAGGAUCCCAUUAAGAUAUGGAGUGAGAUCUGAUCAUCUCCAUUGCUCUCUGCUAUUUAUCUACAGCUGCAAUGGAACAUUAGAAGUUAUUGGGAUUCUUAUCCUCAUAUUUUAUGGUAAAAUAUAAAAGUUUUCCAGUGUGUGAGCACAAGGUCUAGGAGAAUUUGUUCACAUAAGAGGCACAUUUUCUCUUGGCGGCCAUUUCCUGUCUUGCCACUGAGGGGCAGUAUAGAGACAAGCAGCUGCAGCACUGACACAAGGACAAAAAGUUGCAACAAGAGCAUAUCACAUUAUUUUCCAUCAUCCUAAGUAAUAACAAUGAACUUUGGCAUACGUGUAUUUAACAGAAUGAGAACAACAAUCUGAUUCAAGUAUGCAAAAAGCUCAACCUGAUAGUCAAAGAAAUGCAUUAUAAAGACAUUUACAAUUAAAUGUUUUGUUUAGUGGACAGUUGAUUUUUUCUUUUUGAGAUAUUUUUAUUAGUUUUAACUUAAAAGAUGGACAGCAGAAUUUAAAAUAUAUCCUUUACAGUGUUCAAAGAUAGUGACAUGCAAAUAUUAGGUCUUAGUUGAUGAAGAGCAAUACCCAUUUGCAUUUAUGGAUCGUUGUCAUCGCUGUUAUUUUUUUUCAUCUCCAGGUCAACCAAAAGUGGUGCAAUGACAUUUUGUCUGUUUACAUCAAAGCUUUUUUACCCUCUGUCCUCUCUCAAGCCAUUCAAUA
Molecule: messenger RNA, 3523 nt
Organism: Labrus bergylta (ballan wrasse)
Lineage: Eukaryota; Metazoa; Chordata; Actinopteri; Labriformes; Labridae
Molecular function (GO): O-methyltransferase activity; oxidoreductase activity, acting on the CH-OH group of donors, NAD or NADP as acceptor
Source: RefSeq, a predicted model, not a curated record